GCAACAGCAAUACUGACCACAAAACGUAGGGUUUAAUUUACGAGGCUCAAUUUAAUAUUUGGGUAUUGAUAUGGCAAGCACUUACUCAAUAGCCCAGAGUUUUUUAUUAGCUGUCUGCAUAUAUGUUCUUUACAAAAUUGUGAAAUACUUCACCAGUGAAACAAAUGAAAUACAAGCAAGAUCUCGUUCAAACAAACGUCGCCUUGGAGUUUCUGAAGAGUGUAUGGAUAUUCUUUCUACGGAGAAACCUGGUGCAUCGAAUAUAUGCUUAGCGAUAUCAAUAAAGUCAGAAGAGUGCUUAGUUCGACAGCAUGUUUGCGACGCUUUGAUACUCUUGGCCAAACGUCAGCCAAUGCUUCGAGCAGUCAUAACAACAGUCACGAGUGGGGAUAAAUAUUUCGAAAUCAAGGAUAUCAAUGAAGUCAUUACAAUGUUAGAUAUUACAACUUCUGAUGUCAAGGCUUCAGACUGGCAAGAUGUCUGGUUUGAAUACACAGCAAGACAGAGCGGAAAUGGUCUGUUAUGGCGAGUUGUAAUAUUAAAAGAAGAGUUUAUAUUCGACACUCGGGAAUAUAUGAAUACGUUAAUGUUUAACUUUGAACACUCUUGUACUGAUGGCGUGUCUUCAAUAAAGUUUUGCAAACAGUUUCUCCACAAUAUGAACGAACUCGCGAACGGUACCAGCGGUGUUGAUCAGGAAAUCUCAAGAAGCAAAUCGUUGGAAUUGUUGCCAGAAGUCCAUGAGAUUGUCACACGCGGUCGAAUUUGGCAUGCAUUGUACAAUCUGUUGUUAACUUAUUGCUGCCUAAGACCGAUAUUAAGAUUUUGUAUGAAGAAAAUUUUGCCUCAAAUAAUGGAAAAGAAACCGAAUAAUCCGUAUCACGAACAAUUCCCACCAGAUCAAAAAUCCAUUAACACGCGUGCUCCAUGUCGCUUGAAUGUAAAGGUAUUCAGUGAGAAGGAAACCAGUGAUAUUAUUCAAACAUGCAGGGCAAAUAAUUGCACAGUAACUGCAGCUGUCAUAACAGCGGCACAUUUGGCAUUCUGCAAACUUUUGGAUAGUGAAAAAUCAAAAGAUUCGAAAAUAGACUAUCUAUUCGCUAUCGAUGGUCAGCGCUUUUGUGAUCCCAAACCAAACAAAGAUUAUCUGGGACAUUUUGUGUAUAUUCAACAAAAUUGUCACAUGAAGUACACCGCAGGCGAUUGUUCUGACUUUUGGAAACUCGCCAAAGAUACUACCGAGGAAAUUAAAACUUGUGUCAAGGGAAGGGGAUGUGUAGCAGAACUGACUGUAAUAAGUGGAUUAAUGAAAACAAUCGAAUUGAUGAAAUUAUUUUUCAAUGACAAACUAUUUCCUAAAUCCAGCUGCAAUUUCAUCUCAAGUUUCGGGUCUUUUAACCUGGAAAAUGACGGAAAUUAUAAACUCAACGCAUGUUUCAUAAAUAAUCUUGUGCAUGGUUCAAAUUGCACAUUUUCUCAUUUCAUUCAUACAAUUAACGGGAAAAUGACCUGGCAAAUUGCAAGUAAUCUUACAGUUUACAGUGAACACGCAGAUGCGUUUGCAAAUCGUUGUUACGAUAAACUUAUCGAAGUGUCGCGUAGUUGAGAUUCAAUGCGUUCGGAAAAUACGAGUUAACACAUCAAUUUACUUUCGUCAAAAGCUGCUGUAGUCAAAAUGAUAUUGCUAUGUUUACACUAUGAGAGUUUAAACAGAAUUUUUGUUCUCUGAACGCAGGGAUUAGUCUUCAUUGCCUUGGAAUGGUAGAGUUGUUUAUUGCAAUGAGCGUGUAUCGAAUAUGCCAUAUGCCAUGCCAUCAUAUUAUAGUCUUACAAAUACAAUUUCAGAACAGCUAGCAUGCAUGCAUGCAUGAAAGCUGUAUCUCUCCUUUUAAUUCCUUUGUAAAAAGUUGCGUACAAUUACAUGGCUGCACUUUAACUUAAAAUUAAACCAUUCAUCGAAUUAUCAGCAUGUAUUGUGAAGAAGGGAUUGUGUGUACGUUGCUGAAGCUUUUCUUGUCAA
This is a messenger RNA of Dendronephthya gigantea, 2020 nucleotides long. RefSeq lists its product as uncharacterized. The transcript has a single exon. The coding region runs from base 71 to 1606 and encodes 511 amino acids. The record is from RefSeq and is a predicted model, not a curated record. Lineage: Eukaryota; Metazoa; Cnidaria; Anthozoa; Malacalcyonacea; Nephtheidae.